Hydra vulgaris (swiftwater hydra) is the source of this 1669-nucleotide messenger RNA. RefSeq names its product substance-K receptor. Gene Ontology annotation, molecular function: neuropeptide Y receptor activity. NCBI's taxonomy places the organism in Eukaryota, Metazoa, Cnidaria, Hydrozoa, Anthoathecata, Hydridae. Gene Ontology annotation, cellular component: plasma membrane. The record is from RefSeq and is a predicted model, not a curated record. Gene Ontology annotation, biological process: G protein-coupled receptor signaling pathway.
UGCUGCUUUUUUCUUUUAAAAUUUUUAAGCUAAUAAUUCCAAAUAUUUUAAAAUAUUUUAAACUAACAACUGCUAUUUUCAUUGAUUAUAUCAAAUUAUAAUGAAAGCUAACAAAUUAUUUUGUACAUCUUAUAAUAUUCCCAGUGUAACUUCUUUAAUACAUAAUUUUUUAAAGUUUAAAAUUUUUGAGAUCAACAUUUUCAGAUGCAAAAAAAAAAAAGAUAUCAGCUAAAUAUUUACGUUUUUUUGGACAACAUUAUGUUGAAGUUUCAGAAAUAGUUCUAAUUCAGAAAUGAAUGAUUCGUGUGGCAAUUUUACAACAAUAAGUAACGAGAUUAAUAAUAUUUUGGUUACAACCUACAUUUUGAUUAUAUUUUUAUCAAUAAUUGGAAAUUGUGCCGUUUUUACGGUUGUUGCUGCAAACAGACAUAUGCGAACUGUUACAAAUCUUUUAAUUUGCAACUCGUCCGUUGCAGAUUUAUUAAUUACAUUCUUACCAACCACCUAUGAAGUUUUGGAUCUUGUGAAGUACAAAGGAGUAUGGUCAAUGGGAUCAUUUAUGUGCUCAUUUUUAUAUUUAUGUAACUACUGCUCAGUUUCAGCUUCAAUAUUUACACUUUUGGUUUUAGCAGUAGAUCGAUACUGCGCAAUCAUGAACCCGUUUAAAAAGUUAGUAACAUUAAACAUGCUAAAGUUUAUAAUACCUGUCAUUUGGACGUCUUCUUUAUGUUUUGCUUCACCAGUACUAUUUACACAGAAAGUUAUUAUUGAAAAUAAUAAAAAAGUAUGUGCAGAAACAUGGCCUGAUUUUAUGCCCACUGAAAGUGCGCGUCAUUAUACAGUGGUUUUGUUCACGUGUUUAUAUCUUAUACCUUUGAUAAUCAUUUUGAUAUUGUAUAGUAUCAUGGCUAUAAAACUAACAUCUUCUGUAAGCAUGGACGAUAAUUCUAGUUCAUAUAGAUCAUGCACAGUUGAAUCAAAAGAGGAAAUUGCCAUGGAAAAUAUUAUUGAAAAUAACAAUUGGCUAGAUUCAAUUCGAAAAGAAAAGGUUGAAGUAUUUUUAAGAAAUAAGUAUAUAUAUAAGAAAAAAAUGCAAAAAAGAAAUAAAGUUAAUGUACUUCCAAAAAAGAGCGUGUUACGAAAACGUCGCGUCAUUCGAAUGUUAGUUGCUGUAGUAAUGAACUUUGCAAUUUGUUGGGGUCCAGUUCACAUUAUACAAUUCUUGUCAUAUUUUCAUCCUUUUUAUAUUCAUUGUCAGCAAGCAUUACGUAAAGCGGCAUACUUUGGAUACGUUAUACAAUAUGCUAACAGUAGCAUUAACCCAAUGCUAUACUUUUUAUUGAGCGUCACUUAUCGCAAAGGAUUACGACACGCACUAAAAUUACUACCUUGGGUGAGAAAAAAAGAAAAAGCUUUGGGAGUUAGGACCAGAAAAAUAACUAAAACAUCGCUUCUAUGCAGCGAUUCAAAUAUUUGCGAGAAGAGUACUUAAAGAAAAAAAUAAUAAACAAUUUGCUUAUAAAAUAAAAACGUUCGAAAAAGCAAUAAAAAAAAUCUUCUGUUAUUAUGCAAACACAAACAAAAACCCAAAAAUAUUUUUGAAAGUAAUUUUGUGAACUAUAUUUUUCGUUACUUCCGAAAUUCUUCAGAUAAACGAAUAACAAAUAAU